This is a messenger RNA of Seriola dumerili (greater amberjack), 3468 nucleotides long. It is a transcript of the gene specc1la, whose product is annotated as sperm antigen with calponin homology and coiled-coil domains 1 like. Gene Ontology annotation, cellular component: microtubule organizing center; filamentous actin. Gene Ontology annotation, biological process: actin cytoskeleton organization. The transcript is spliced from 16 exons. Bases 118 to 3468 code for a protein of 1116 amino acids. Gene Ontology annotation, molecular function: protein binding. The record is from RefSeq and is a predicted model, not a curated record. Lineage: Eukaryota; Metazoa; Chordata; Actinopteri; Carangiformes; Carangidae.
GCGAAUUGUUAGCGACCGCAAAUGGACUUUCAUUGGACUUUUAUUACUGUCUCUAAAAUGAAACAUUAGCAGAACCUCAGAUUGAGCUGUAAAUGCAUCGGCGUCAGAGAGCUCAGUAUGAAGAAGUCGGUGCGGCCAGCGGUGAGUAAGGUGAGCGGAGAUCGAGGGAAGGCUGAGGCCGCGGCCGGCGCUGGCACCGGAAAGCCCGCAGCCAAGACCGGCACCACGGCGCCUCUUUCGAAGGUGAAAAGCAAUGAUGAUCUUUUAGCAGCAAUGGCCGGAGGGAACCCUGCAUCAAGUAGUGCUGUCGCCAAGACCAAGAGGACCGCCUCCAUUGGGACUAGUGCUAACAACCUCGACAACAAGCCAAAGACAACAUCAGGUACUUCGUCCAAGCGUACGACAUCCUCGACUUCAAGGGAGCCAAAUUCAUCACGAGACCGUCUUCGGACAUCCAGGACAUCAGCUGCUAAGAAGCAGUUGGUAUCAGGGACUGUAACGGGGGAUGUGGCCUCAGGGAAGCGCUCUCGCAGCCAGAUCCUCACAGAGUCUGAGGGCCGUAUGAGCAAGUCCAAAUCAGACGGCCAGAUCAGUGAUAAAGUGGCUUUGGAGGCUAAAGUAAAAGAUUUGUUGGGGUUGGCUAAAAGCAAAGAUGUGGAGAUCCUACACCUGCGCAGUGAGCUAAGGGACAUGAGGGCCCAGCUUGGUCUGGGAGGGAAAGAAGUGCCGCCUGAGGAAGAAGCUGGGGAGGAAGAGAAGCCCCAGGUUUCAGCCAUCACAGCCGCUGAUGUGGAGUCCACUCUGAUUCUCUUACAAGAGCAGAACCAGGCCAUCAGAGAGGAGCUCAACCUGCUGAAGAGUGAGAACCGCAUGCUGAAAGACCGGCUGAACGCACUGGGCUUCUCUCUGGAGCAGAGGCUGGACGGCUCUGACAAGCUGUUCAACUACGCCUCCCUGAGCCCAGACCACCUGGCAGCCGGCAGUGUGCAGAGCGAUGGUGGGGGCACGGGCACACUGACCUCCUCAGUAGAAGGCUCUGCCCCGGGCUCUUUGGAGGAUCUGCUCACAGGACACCAACAUGGAGGCUCGGCGGACAACCUCGACAGUGAAUCCAGCGAGGUUUACCAGGCCGUCACCUCCAGCGAUGAUGCCCUGGAUGCCCCCUCUGGAGCCUCCUCAUCAUCUGAGUCGGAGUGCGCACCCAGCAGAGAGCGCUCGCGGAGGGGCAGCAGCGGCAAUGCCAGUGAGGUGUCGGUGGCCUGUCUGACGGAGCGCAUCCACCAGAUGGAAGAGAACCAGCACAGCACCGCUGAGGAGCUCCAGGCCACUCUGCAGGAGCUGGCCGACCUGCAGCAAAUCACCCAGGAGCUGAACGGGGAGAACGAGCGGCUCGGCGAGGAGAAGGUGAUCCUCAUGGACUCCUUGUGCCAGCAAAGCGACAAGCUGGAGCUCUACGGUCGCCAAAUCGAGUACCUGCGCUCUCUUCUGGAUGAGCAUCAUAUAUCUUACGUGCUGGAGGAAGAUAUCAAGAGUGGCCGCUACAUGGAGCUGGAGCAGCGCUAUGGAGACCUGGCAGAUAAUGCCCGCUUCGAGAGAGAGCAGCUGCUGGGCGUGCAGCAACACCUGUCCAACACGUUAAAGAUGGCUGAACAGGACAACGCCGAGGCCCAGGAGAUGAUCGGAGCGCUGAAGGAGAGGAACCACCAGAUGGAGCGCAUCAUGGAAUCGGAGAGACAGGAUCGGACCGCCAUGGCGGCCGCACUCGAGGAGUACAAGGCGGCAGUGAGCAGCGACCAGGCGGAGCUGAGCCGCUGCAGAGCCCAGCUGGACCAGGAGAGGCAGAGGGUGGCCGAGCUGUACUCCCUUCACACGGCGGGGGACAAAAAUGACAUCUGCCAGCUGCUGGAAGGAGUUCGGCUGGGGAAGGAGGAGGCUGAGGCCAAGGCUGCUAAGAUGCAGGAGGAGGUGGAACAAGCUCACAGUGAACUCAACAGGAUGCAGGAGACUUUCACUAAGCUGGACAGGGAGUACAGAGACUUCCAGGAGCAGGUGCAGCAGCAGAUGGCCGAGCAGGAGCGCAUGCUGGAGAAGCAGCGUGUGGAGCUUCAGGAGAAGGAGACGGAGAUCGCCGACAUGAAGGAGACCAUCUUUGAGCUGGAGGAUGAGGUGGAGCAGCACCGAGCUCUGAAACUCCACGACAACCUCAUCAUCACAGACCUCGAGAACUCUGUGAAGAAGCUGCAGGACCAGAAGCACGACAUGGAGCGAGAGAUUAAGAUUCUUCAUCGCAGACUAAGGGAGGAGUCAAUGGAGUGGCGUCAGUUCCAGGCUGAUCUGCAGACAGCUGUUGUCAUUGCUAAUGACAUCAAGUCGGAAGCUCAGGAAGAGAUCGGGGACUUGCGGCGCCGGCUGCAGGAAGCGCAGGAGAAGAAUGAGAAGCUGAGCAAAGAGCUGGAUGAGGUCAAGAGCCGCAAGCAGGAGGAGGAGAGAGGCCGAGUGUAUAACUACAUGAACGCAGUGGAGAGAGACCUGGCUGCUCUCAGACAGGGGAUGGGUCUCAGCCGGCGUUCCUCCACCUCCUCAGAGCCCUCGCCCACUGUCAAGACACUCAUCAAGAGCUUCGACAGUGCCUCACAAGGUCCAGCUUCCAAUGGUGCCUCUGUGACUCCAACAGCCCCGGCUACCCCGCUGCCGCGCACCCCCCUCAGUCCCAGUCCCAUGAAGACGCCUCCUGCAGCUGCUGUUUCACCCAUACAGAGACACUCGAUCACUGGGUCUAUGUCAGCACCUAAGCCGCUCUCCUCACUGAGUGACAAGAGGCCCAGCUACACAGACAUCACCAUGCCAGCUGAGCACCUUCUCAGGGGAACCUCGGCUAGCCGACCUCCGUCUGUCCUCCAGAGGGUCUCCAACAUGGACUCCACCAAGGCAAUCUCAGUGUCCCGCAGGAGCAGUGAGGAGAUAAAGAGGGACAUGUCGGCCCCAGACGGUGCCUCCUCAUCCUCCCUGAUGGCUAUGAGUGCAGCGUCUUCUCCUCUCUCCCUGUCCUCCUCCUCUCCCACCGCCUCCAUCACCCCCACAGCGCGCAGCCGUCUAAGAGAGGAGAGGAAGGACCCGUUGUCGGCACUGGCCAGAGAAUAUGGAGGGUCCAAGAGAAAUGCUUUGCUGAAGUGGUGCCAGAAGAAGACUGAGGGUUACCAGAACAUUGACAUCACAAACUUCAGCAGCAGCUGGAACGAUGGCCUGGCCUUCUGCGCCGUGCUCCACACCUACCUGCCUGCACACAUCCCCUACCAGGAGCUCACCAGCCAAGAGAAGAGGAGAAAUUUUACGUUAGCUUUCCAGGCCGCAGAGAGUGUGGGCAUCAAAUGCACUUUGGACAUAAAUGAGAUGGUGCACACAGAGAGGCCGGACUGGCAGAGUGUCAUGACGUACGUCACAGCCAUCUACAAGUACUUUGAGACCUGA